GAAACCUUGGACAGCAUGGAGGAGCUUCUUUUACCCAAUGCGGAGGAGGAGACGCGCUCCGACCACAGCACGUAUGUUACGGGAGACGCGGGAAGGACGAUGGGGGACCGGGUGAAGACUGGCCUCAAGAAACCGCUGAACCUCCUAAAUGCCGUGAAGGAUUUCCUGGUGAGGAACGGGCUGCUGACACUGUCGGUGGUGGCCGUGGUCUGCGGCUGCACCAUGGGCUUCCUGCUGAGGGGAACCCAGCUGUCCACACAGGCGAAGAUCUACUUCUCUUUCCCUGGAGAGCUGCUGAUGAGGAUGUUGAAGAUGCUCAUCCUUCCUCUCAUCACAUCCAGGAACAUGGUUCCCUCUAAUCUGAUUGAGGCCACGUUUCAGCAGUACAAAACGGACCUGAUUCCCAUCCUCAAGUCCCAACCAGAACCGUGCAGCCACUUCGUCUACGUCUUCCCAGAUGAGAAUGACCCUAAAGGUCGGACAGUGUACCUUGAGCUGACCCCGCCUCCAGAUGUCACGUACAAAACGAGUCCUGGCACCAGCCAACAGAUGAACGUCCUGGGCAUCGUCAUCUUCUCCGCCACCAUGGGCUUGUUGCUGGGCAGGAUGGGGGAGCGAGGAGCUCCACUGGUCAACGUCUGCCAGUGUAUCAACGAGUGUGUCAUGAAGAUCAUCAACGCUGCUGUGUGGUACUUCCCAUUUGGAAUCGUCUUCCUGGUGGCGGGUAAGAUCCUGGACAUGCAAGACCCAAGCACGCUGGGGAAGAAGCUGGGCUGGUAUGGCAUCACCGUGCUCGCUGGCCUCUUUGUCCAUGGACUUAUCCUCCUCCCUUUCUUCUACUUUGUCCUCACCAAGAAGAACCCCUUUACCUACAUCCGCGGGCUGCUGCAGGCCAUGGUGAUCGCCCUGGCAACCUCCUCCAGCUCUGCCACGCUUCCAAUCACCAUGAAGUGUUUGUUGGAAAACUGCCACGUGGACCGACAAAUUGCUCGCUUCGUCCUACCCGUGGGGGCUACAAUCAACAUGGAUGGGACGGCACUGUACGAGGCUGUGGCGGCCAUCUUCAUUGCUCAGGUUAAUGACUAUGAGCUGGACUUCGGCCAGUUGGUCACCAUCAGCAUCACGGCCACAGCUGCCAGCAUCGGUGCAGCAGGGAUCCCUCAGGCUGGUCUGGUUACCAUGGUGAUUGUACUGACAUCAGUAGGCCUGCCCCCAGAUGACAUCACACUCAUCGUGGCCAUCGACUGGAUUCUUGACAGGUUUCGAACCAUGAUCAACGUUCUGGGCGACGCUCUGGCAGCGGGAAUCAUCGACCAUCUCUGUCGGAAAGAUUUCCCCCUCAGUGGAGCAGAAAAGGCUGGGCCAUCUUAUGGUACGCAGAAUCCUCACGCUCACAACAACUCUAACAGUGUAGACGUGCCAAUGACAGAGAUCCACACACACAAAGACUGUAUGUUUGAUACGACGGGCGACUCAGUCGGCGAGAGGCACCCACACACCGUUUACUAUAACAUCUGUCAGGUGUGAUUGGAGACGCACCGAGUUAAAGUUCACUGUGCCAUCUGAACAGGAGGCAGACUUUGUUGUUACAGAGCAUGAUACCUCUUCUUCUGAGCAGCCCCAACUGCUUUGAAUUUAAUUUAGGUGACAGGAAAUGUUGUUUAUUUGGCCAAAAGUGGAUUGGAGCGUCAUUUGGAGCUUUUUCCCUAAUGACAGUGAGAACAAAAGCUCCACUACAAGAACUAAUGGUGCCAUUUUAAUGGAAACCAGCCAUCAGCACUAACUGGCAAACUAGCCUGAAUUUAAAAAGUGGUGGGAUUGAUAUAUCAAGAAGAGAAAUCCAGCAAAUUGUCUGGUUCCUUUUGAAGAACAGCUGAACAGGAGCCUGAUCUGCAUCAGAGACACAGCCCUCCUGGAAGCAUCUACACACUCAUCCUCAGGUCUGACAGCUCCACGUAGCAGCUGGACACGCUGCAGUUAACCUUCUGAACUGGGUAUCAAACCUUAAUGGCUCUUGGGUACUGCCAUAAAUGUGACUGUACUAUCACUUUCAGGUCAGUUUAGUUUUUAGUUUAACACAAAAUGAAGAUGGAAUGCCAGUUCCACACCUUGAAGUGAUCUAAAGAAGGAGAUGGCUGAUACAAGCUGCCAAAAUAAGUUUCCAUCACAGGGUCACUCGUCCCAGCUAAUAAGGGUUUCACAACAACAUUAUUGAAAGCACUUCAUCUGUGCAAAGUAAUCCACAGAAUGAAGCUUAUAACGUUAUUAUACAAAUCCACAUACUAUUAUGUGAAGGACUGCAGAGGGUCAUCUUACUUGGGGUCAAAAAACUUUGGGGCGCAAUACCUGGGCUGCCACUAUGAUUCCUUUAUUGCUGAGACCACAGCCGCUUUACCUGUUGGAAAUUAAUGAAUGAAAAUGAUUAGUGCAUGUCUGGUGUAAAAAACGUGUUAGUUACCAGGUGAGGGGAACCAAUGACCCUCGUGAGUCGUGACUGAUGGAGCCAGACGCCUCCUGAUAGAGAUCAGGCACUUGCUACUGAAAAGACUCUGGGGAGGCCCAGAAGACACUGAAGGGAUUAUAUCUCCUCAACCCUGAGCACUUCUUCCAACAUCUUCCAAGUCGAGCUGUUAGACAUCCCGACUGCUCAGACCCUUGUAAGCCAUCACCUUUGACUGGGUGCUAUAUUUGUACAACUGUGACCCCAUCAAAUAGUCCUGGUCCUCUUAUUAAGGAACCUGCAUCAUGUGAUACAACUUUUUCAUGCUUGUCAUCUCUACUCAGACUUUAAAGCCAGAACAAAUCCACUUCUAUGUUGAGAGAGUGAUAGUUUAAGACAACAUGUUGGAUCACAUUGAAUGUAAUUUAAAAUACUCGCAGGUUGACCAAAAGAGAAAGCUAAACAGCUUGGACCCCUCUCCUAGAACAUUUGUUUGUGUUUUAUCUCAAAUCAUCUCUGUCUUUCCUACAUCCCUUUGACUUUUCUGUGUGUUUGAUUGGCUGGUGCUCACUGCUGCCUGUUUAGACUGGUUGUGUGUUAAAGGGUAAUCUGUUCACUCUGACAGCCCAAUGGAUCCAAGUGCUCUUCACCUUGCAAAUCAAGCUUCUUCUUCUUCCAUCUUUUUUUUAUUGACAGCAUGCUGGCAUGCGCUCUUACUGGCUUCACUUGAAGCCGCUGUGCAUUAUAUUUUUCUCCUGUUUUUAAUCAAAGUGCUGUAGGGAUUAUGGGACUUGGUACCAAAGUCAGUUUGUGUUCAGUUACUACUUAACUACUUAAAUGUGUGUAUUACCUCAAAUUGUUUACUUACAUCUGAGAUUGUGAGUGACUUCUGGCAAUGUGUUUGACAAACACCAGUGGUUCAUAGAAGGUAAGAAAAAGGUGUAAGAACUCAUGUUUCAAAAGCUGGUCAGGGGAAAUUAAGUUAUGAUGUUAUAAAUAAAUGACUUGUAGUUAUGUGGACAAAUCAUAUAUAUAUAUAUAUAUUUUUUUUUAUAAAGUGCUCCUUUAACUUCUCUCUGUGUACAGUAAGUUAAGUAGCUGUGUUGUUUAUGUAGAACAAUGAAAACGUAGACCUGCCUUAAUGUAACCGUUGACAUUCUGUCAU
Gymnodraco acuticeps is the source of this 3605-nucleotide messenger RNA. RefSeq names its product excitatory amino acid transporter 5-like. Gene Ontology annotation, molecular function: glutamate:sodium symporter activity; L-glutamate transmembrane transporter activity; neutral L-amino acid transmembrane transporter activity. Lineage: Eukaryota; Metazoa; Chordata; Actinopteri; Perciformes; Bathydraconidae. Gene Ontology annotation, biological process: L-glutamate transmembrane transport. Gene Ontology annotation, cellular component: plasma membrane. The record is from RefSeq and is a predicted model, not a curated record.